AUGGAGAAUACAGAUCAGCUGACGUCCUCGAAGAUACUCGAGGUGCUGUACCAGAUCAGCGCUCGACUUGAAGAUAUCGAUCACAGGCUUCAAGUCAGCAGACCACCACCUCCGGCUCAACAUCAUGAAGCCUCGCGGUUGCUGGCAAGCAUUAUUCAGACCAGAUCCUACAAUUUAUUCCGGACAAAGAUAUGUCUAGACGGCGAAGGGGGAGAAUCUCUCCAAGAGAUCGUGUUCCCGCCAGGCCCUCUCUUGCAUCUAAUCCAAACUCUAUCAGGGUUUUGCCCUCACCACCACACAGCGAAGAAUGGGGUCACCUAUAUGUUUCCUUUUACCGAAAUAAUGGGUCAGUGGGAGAUUUUACGCAUUAUUCGAGAGCAUACUUCGCCAUAUGCGCGGGGAUUUCUGGGUCGAGUAUGUCCUGAAGGUGAGCAUAAAGGACUGGAAAGAGACGUGGGUGAACUGCUGGAUUGCAUUGAAUCAUCAACCAACUGCGGGCCCUCUACCAAGGAAAGAUGCGCACAGCUAGAUAGCGGGAGAGUAUCUUUCAUCCAUCUUCCUCAUAUCUUCGCUCGGGGUGCCUUGAUUUCUAGCAAUUCAGAUGAUGAUGGGUGCCAAGUUGUCGAAGUGGUCUCAUGCGAAAUCAAUUCCGCCUCAGCAUCGGGCGAUGUCUGUGAGGUUCUAUACUGGCAUUUCAGGUGGAGUCGACGGGCCGUGAUCAAGUAUAACGGCCGAUUUCGAGUUCAGCACUUUACCGGCACGAAACGGUUGAAAGAUCUACCAUUCAGCCCGAUAGCUACUUAUUCAAACCCUGGCGAGACUAUUGAGAGCUAUUAUCUCAGCGUUGAGUCUGGCGGCGAGGCGCUUUCGUUCCUGAAGAGCCUUCCUCCGCCUGAGAGUGAACCUUAUCCUCGAUUUUCUUACGUUCAAAACAUACUUGGCCAACCAGAAACGACUCUCAGUAAUGUCAUUAUUGAUGAUCCGAAACUUAUACAUCACCCCAGUAAUAUGAUUCGCAUUGAUGUGAGCCCGGAAAUGAGAUGCACUUGUGAUCUGCAAACCAAGCCAUCUGAGAUAGACAGCAUUUUCUCGUCUUCAAGGUAUAGUUUUCUCGCGCCAGCUAGGCUAGAUGCAUUCGAUCUUUCAUCAAAGAAAUGGAUUAAGGUGGCAACGACUUCACUUCAACCCAUCCCCGAUACGGAAUCCACAUUAAAUGACUACGAGGUGAACACAGUGCUCAAAUCUUCUUUAGAUCUCGAGGUCAAGUCAUACGCUAGUCAAAGACAACGCUACUACCAGCAAUUACAUGAUUUUGUUGGAGUCACCAUGCCCCCAGGCCUGUUUUACCAUUUCCAUGGAAAGACAUUAUUAGCCGAGAUACUGGCGGAAUCCCACCGACUACCUUUGAUGCUUCUUCGAUUGACAGACUUUGGCUUGGAUUUGUCAACAUUCGGGGAAAAUCUCAAGGAAUUGAUGCAUCUUAGCUCUCGAUGGGGUGCAGUGUUGGUUAUUACCGAGGCAGAUGGCCUUCUGCAGGCUCGCUCGCUUUAUGGUAGCAUGACUCGCGAUGCAAUGGUGGCAGCACUCAUUGACAGCCUUGCCUCCUAUAAUGGAAUCAUCAUAUUUUUCACGAGUGAGAUUGCGCAACUUGAUAGGUCGCUCAAGGACAAGUUGAGACUAGUUUCAUUCUCAAAUUUAAGUGCAGAGCAGAUGAUGCAUAUAUUCAAGGUCUUUCUAAAGAGAGCAGCCCUAUCGGAAUUGGACUCUGGGACGGAGAUUGAGAUGAUAAGUUGGUUCGAGGAUGUCAUAACGGACUGGACACCUUCGGGUCAACAAAUUCUCAGCCUGGUGAGGAUUUCAUUUGAUCAAGCAGUUUCUCAACGCAGACAAGCGCAAUUAGCGGAUUUGGUCGCAGCAUAUUCAGCAAAAACGGGUUCGUUGAAUUUCUGGGGCUUUGAGACCGAAGCUGUCUCGUAUGCAGAUUCUUCGUUAGACGACGGUUCUGAGAGAACAUCAGUUCUCAACAGACUAUCAAAGGACUUUGGAGACAUUUUUUUCAUCCCUGAUGACGGCCGAAUUUCUCUCACCUUCUCAAAAUCAUUUCUUCAAGCAUUGCCUUCUGAACACUCAUUCCAACACAUUAAGACAAUUAAAAUCCUUAAUAGGCAGUUACUACAAUCCGGUGGCCUGCGUAUUGUUGAUUGGGGCUGGCCUCGCAAGCGAUGGUCUCCGCAAAUAGGCUGCAUGUAUGAACUAAAGGCGAAUGGCCCAUCACAAUCAAAUCUCGACAUGCCAAAGACAAAAUGGGAACGUUUUGGUUUUACUUUCGGCUUACAGAGGAUACUAAACUCCACGGACACAUACGUAGGCUCUGGAAGGCCAUGGAGAAGAUUGAUAAUUUGCGGAGGCGAUGCAUCUAUCAUGCUAUCAUCACAGCCUGCGGAGAAUAAAGAGAUUUCUUCCUUUGAGGACAACAUAUUAUCGAACUUUCCAUGGCUUUCUUUCCGCAAUAAAAUGGACAGAACGCCUCUCCUUGAGCGAAGCAUAUUGGCUCAUGCACAAGCAGACCCAAUGAAACUUCAAGGUCUUUCCACUUUUGAGAAACGAAUAAGUCAGAAGAAUAGUUUUCAUAUUGUCUUUUAUGAGCUUCUCAAAACAGGGAAUCAACAUACUGGCCACGAUAUCUCACGAAAUGUGAUGCCGUUUUACGGGGAGAAGGACCGCUAUCUGCGGAAAAGCGCUUUCACGUUGGUGCACAUACCUGAAGCAAGUCCCGCUCCUCUAGAUGACCCCAUUCAUUGGACCAUGCUUUGCCUUAUAUGCCCGGACUUCGGCUUGACCGAACACAACUGUCGAAUAAGCGAGUCUCCUUCUCUUAGGGCCCAGUCACUGCAUUAUGUAGCCAAUGCACUCAGCCUUGUGACAUCGCACUGGCGUGAAUUUCUGCAGCAGCUGAAUCGAAUCGUUGAUAAUGGCAAUGUCCUUCGCGAACCGAACCGUCUACAAGACAUCCUGUUCGACGACAAUACGUUCAGCAUUUCUAAGCGCUAUUUCUGGGCGAUCAACUUAAUACAUGAGAUAAUCAGCCUCUUGGAUGAUAAUCUGGAGAAGUGGGAUUUGUACAAACGGGCUUCGGUGGUUCCAUUCUUGGAGAGAUAUGCAGGUGAAGUCGAUGAGGAUUGGCAGAGGAAAGCAUAUGCUGCGAUGGUACGGAACGAUAAGGCGGCAUCGGAGGCAUGUGCUGAGCUUGAGUUGAUACGCGACGCUUUCCAAGAAACUUUGAAACGUAUCACACUUAUGAGAGAUGGGCUUUUUAAUGCGAGCUCGGUCAUGGAAGCUCGAGCAUCCACGCAGCUAGGGGAGAAUGUAAAGCUCCUUACAUUCAUUAGCAUCUUCUUCCUGCCUCUUGGCUUGUGUAUGGCAAUCUGGAGUAUAAACGAUAGUUAUAGUCGCCGGGACCUCGCAAUCGUCACAACAUUAGUCGCUGUAGCAACUUACUUUGUCACCUUGAAUCUAAACAACAUCAUUUUCCUUCUGCAUAAACUAUAUACGCCAAGGCGACAUGCACUAGUUGAGCAGAUGGCAGAGGACCCUAACUGGAACACCCUGGGAGAUAGAUUCAAAGCUUACCAACGGCAACAGCCAGGCGAGCAUGAACCAUCUGAAUGGAUUGUUAUGAUUUUCUCUUUGCGGAACUUGUUACAGACGUUUAUUAAUUUUGUUGUUCAAUUCUUUCGUUCAUUUGCUCCAGUGCGAAGGGAGCCUGCUGGGGUAUAA
Molecule: messenger RNA, 3777 nt
Organism: Talaromyces marneffei
Lineage: Eukaryota; Fungi; Ascomycota; Eurotiomycetes; Eurotiales; Trichocomaceae
Exons: 9
Coding region: 1-3777 (1258 amino acids)
Molecular function (GO): ATP binding; ATP hydrolysis activity
Source: RefSeq, a predicted model, not a curated record